Messenger RNA from Oryzias latipes (Japanese medaka), 1422 nucleotides. Its product is annotated as rho-related GTP-binding protein RhoU-like. Gene Ontology annotation, molecular function: GTPase activity; GTP binding. The record is from RefSeq and is a predicted model, not a curated record. Lineage: Eukaryota; Metazoa; Chordata; Actinopteri; Beloniformes; Adrianichthyidae. Gene Ontology annotation, biological process: small GTPase-mediated signal transduction.
GGUAAAAUAGCCGCAUGUGGCUCCGGAUCCUCAGGUUGCAAACCCCUGGUUUUGAACCUCCAAACAACAUUCGCGAAUAAGUUGAUGCUGGAGCUACACCACCCUCUGCUGGACAUUAUUGGUAUUGCAAUCAAAUGUUUUCAAUCCAAAAACACUGAAGUCUCAAGUCAGAGGGUUUUUGCAUGGGGGGCGGAAACAAAAGGUGUCGAAAGGGACUCGCACAUCUUAUUGGGUGCCUUUGUUCUUUCAAAUCGAGGUGGCGGUUCUCUUCUUAUCAGCUAGAGAAAACUAAAUUGAAUACAACCAACUGUUCUCGUGCUUGGAUUUUUUGCUUUUUUAGUUUGGAUAAUUUGGGAUAAUGGAGUAAUUAGAGAGGAUGGCACAGAUUUGUCAGACAAUUGAUGAGCCAAACAGACUGAGAGAGGAGCUGAGCCUCAUGCUGGUUGGUGAUGGAGCAGUGGGGAAGACAACCAUGAUAAUCAGCUACAUCUUUAAUGGCUUCAACAGCGAGUACAAGCAAACAGCAUUUGAUGUUUUCACUGGUCUAAUUCAUGUGAAUGGAGUCCCUGUCCGUUUGAAACUAAUCGAUUCUGCUGGACAGGAUGGUUUUGGCCACCUUCGCUCUCUGUGCUUUCCCCAUGUGGAUGUUUUCAUCCUCUGCUUCAGCCUGGUCAACCCACGCUCCUUUGCCAACCUUUCCUCCAAAUGGAUCCCACAGAUCCGCGCAGCCAACAGGACUUCUCCCGUUGUUUUGGUGGGAAGCCAGUCAGACCUCUGUCACAACGUGGGCAUCCUCAUUCAUCUAAACCACCAGAGAACCAGACCAGUGAGCUUUGAGAAAGCCAAAAGACUUGCUCACAGAAUCAGAGCUCACAGCUUCCUCGAGUGUUCAGCUUUAACUCAGCAUAACCUCAAAGAUGUGUUUGAUCAUGCUGUAUAUGCUGCCAUUGAACACAAAGACUCCAAAUCAAGAAAGUUCACCCUGGUUAGACGUUUGAAGUCUUUUUUGUACAGUUUUAGGGGAAAGUGAUUGGAAUUUUCUGAAGAAAACCUGUGAAUUUGAAAGUCAGUUGUUACCAAUGUGUAUUUGAAAGAUGUGAAACAUGCACUAAAAGGCAAAAGACUCCAAACUAACCUCUUUUGUUUUACUUUUCUUUUCAGAAUAUACUUUUUUCCAUUAACCUUUUUUAGGACACAUAAAACUUAAACGUUUUUAAAUAAAGUUCUGCAGUUAUUUGUUGUCUAAAGUUUGCUCUCUGGAGGUUACAGUUGGAGAAGGAUCGGAAGGAAAAGCCAGAUCCCACAAUUCAGGACAAAUGGUCACCUGCUGAUCCUUUUGAAGGGUCACUUAUCAAGACAAAAGCUACUUAACUCAAAGCUUUUUUCAUAUACAAAUGGCUUGUUCCUAACAAUUUGUGAACA